Molecule: messenger RNA, 1891 nt
Organism: Drosophila persimilis
Lineage: Eukaryota; Metazoa; Arthropoda; Insecta; Diptera; Drosophilidae
Product: L-asparaginase 1
Exons: 3
Coding region: 38-1858 (606 amino acids)
Biological process (GO): amino acid metabolic process
Molecular function (GO): asparaginase activity; protein binding
Source: RefSeq, a predicted model, not a curated record
UUAAUUGUAGUUGCCCCAAUAGCAGAAAUCCUUAGAAAUGCCGGCCAAAAAUUGUGGGUGCCGCAAGAAGAAGGAAGUCCGCGUACAUGUCAUCUAUACGGGUGGGACAAUCGGGAUGAUGCGGAAUUCAUCGGGAGUGCUGGCCCCUGCCCGCAAGGAAUUGACGGCACGGUUGCGCGAAUAUCCCAACUGUCAUGAUAAACAAUAUAAGUCCGUCCAGCCAGAGAAUUCGUCGCUUAUGGUGCUGCCCAUGGUGGAGGGUGCACCUUGUCGUAUCCUGUAUGAUCUGGUGGAGUACUGUCCCUUGUUGGAUUCCAGUUGCAUGGGCUUUGACGAGUGGAAGCAAAUAGCCAAGGACGUGUUUAAUGCUUACAAGUCCUAUGACGGCUUUGUCAUACUUCAUGGCACGGAUACGUUGGCAUACACGGCCUCUGCUCUAGCUUUCAUGUUGGAGAAUCUCAACAAACCCGUUGUGUUGACGGGGGCACAAAUCCCCAUUUUCGAGACCCGCACCGAUGGCCGGGACAAUUUUCUGGGAUCUCUGCUCUUGGCGGGCCAAUAUAACAUUCCGGAAGUCCUUGUUUUCUUUGGCAAUAAGAUCCUGCGGGGCUGUCGCACCUCCAAGAUCAACGCCGACUCCUUCCAUGCCUUCGACUCGCCAAAUCAGCCACCACUGGGCCAGUCGGGCAUUAAAUUUGAGAUCAACAACCGCCAAAUAUUCCGUCCCUGCAACAUCGGGGAGUUUUCGGUGCACUGCUGCUUGGAGAGGAAUGUGGGCAUAUUGCGCAUGUAUCCAGGCAUAACUACCGCCGUGAUGUGUGCCUUCCUCAGGGAGCCCAUGAAGGGUGUGGUCCUGCAGAGUUUCGGGGCCGGCAACAUCCCAGCGAAUCGUGAGGAAAUCCUAGACGUUCUGCGCGAGGCGGUCGGCAGGGGUGUCCUAGUGGUCAAUAUUACGCAGUGUUCCGUCGGAAUCGUUGCCCCCAUUUACGAGUCCGGCAGUGUUCUCACGGAAAUAGGUGUGAUUCCUGGCUAUGAUAUGACUCCAGAGGCAGCUCUCACCAAGUUGGCCUACGUGCUGGGCAAGUGCGAAUGGGAUCUGGCGAACAAGAAGAAGGUGAUGCACCUGAGCCUCCGCGGGGAGCUGACCACCAAUAAGCUGGCCAAAAUCAACGAUAUCGACCUGAUUGAGGGCGUGGCACGCACUCUGCACAUGUCCUCCUCGGUCGAGCGGGAACAGAUGUGCUCGAUCUUCUAUCCCGCACUGGUGUCCGCUGCCGUCAUGAGCGGCGAUGUGGAAAAGCUGGGGGAUCUCAAGCAGUAUGGGGCUGAUCUGUGUGACGAAAACUGUGACGGUCGCACCGCCCUGCACCUGGCCUGCUAUCUGGGCAAGCUGAACUGCGUGAGCUUUUUGCUGUCCGUUGGCUGUGCGGUGAAUGUCCACGAUCGGUUUAACCGCACGCCGCUGCACGAGGCCGUCGACACGGACAAUCAUGACGUGAUAAAGGCUCUGCUCUGCCAAGGGGCUGUCCUCAGCGACCCUCCGGAGGUGCAGGCGGAACUGCUGCGCGCCCUGACGGAGCGCGGCAAGAUCAAACGCAUGGAGUCCUAUCGGCUGGCCGGCGCCGAUUUAACCCUGGCGGAUCGCACGGGACGCACGGCUAUGCAUUAUGCCUGCCAGUUGGGCAACCACGAAGUGGUCGACUAUCUCCUGCCCUUCUACAAGAAUCCCUAUGUGAAGGACGAGCUGGGCAUGACGCCUAUAGAUUACGCCAAGGCCGCCCAUCAUGACCACAUCGUGACGUUGCUGCGCUUCAGGGAGAACAACUACAAGAAGGAUCCAUGUGGCUGUAUAAAUUAGAAAGAUCAAUUAAAAUGAUUCCAUACUCGUUUU